GUAGUCUUCUUCGAACAAUGGAGGAGCUGAUGAAGUGAGAAGUGAAUCAAGCUUUUAAAGACUCGAUCGAACAAGUGUGCACAAAAUCUGCUCUCUCUGUGUGAUGAAGAAGAGGAAUUGGUGGCGCAUACGAAGGAAAAUGUUCGAGUACAGUACUUCGAGAUGAGAUUCUCUGGAAGCAAUGACAUUGCAAUUAGUUUACAGGAAUCAUUGCUUCCGGGAAAAAUCUCAUCUCAUUGACAUCUUGAGUGUACAGAUCUCGGCAUCCACAAGAACUUUCUGGUCAAAUCGACUUUAUUGUACUACAUUGACAACAUAGAACAUAGAUCAGAAGCACUACUCAAGCUGGCGGCGUGCAUUUCUGAGCACGGACAAUUCUCCGUGGAGACAUACCGUAGCCGACGAGCACACAUGGACGAGUUAGUGAUGUGGAUUGCCAACAUUCUCGACAAUGUCGGGAAUGUUCGCUUCAACAAAUCCAAUCCAUUUGGAACGCGAGAAGAGCGUGCUGGUGCUGGCGAUCGUUUGGACAGAUUUGAGCUUCAAAAUGAUUACGAUCGAGACGAUCGGGUUAGAAUGUAGCGAGAUAAUUUCAAGCUCAUAUCUGUUGCUUUAACUUCCAGAUAAGCUGGAACGAUUGACUUGAGGAAAUCUCCGUGCAAUUCACUUUUUCUUCGUAUCCUUUCAGUAGCCGAGUAUGCUUCAGUGUGUAAGAAGUGACCUCGACUCCUCUUGAUAUCACGAUUUACAUGUCGCUGCCCGCUGCGAGCAAGCUCUGGAACCGUGAACGGAUCUGUCGAAGGGGAACUCAGGAGCCGAAGGGAUAAUAUCACAUUGUCAUAUUCACACCUCGUCCACUGCUCUCUCGAUUGUUCCCCCUCAAUCAGUGUAUCUGGAACAGGAACGUCACGAGAUUGGAGGAGUCAGAUGAAGUGGAUGCCCUAUUUUGAUUUGAUUUUCUCAAAUUCUAGACUUUCCACCGUUCAAUUGCGUCCUCAAAUGCUCGAUUUUCGAGAUGGAGCUGCCUGAUUGGAGUCACUCUCACGUUGGUUUGGGAGCCGGAAUAAUCGUUCAAUUGGACAGAAAAAAUCGCCGGCCAGAGGUUGCAAGCGGUCUGUUUGAAGCUGCCUCCUUGUAGCUUGACUGUGUAUGCCUCAGAUGUCUUCGUUUGAGUCGGAUAUUUCUUAGUGAUCCUCGAGGCGUUUGCGUUUGCGUUUGUCCAAUCGUGCAAAUGGAUUGAAGGAGAGCCGGCGAGCGACAGGUGGUGAUGGAGAAGCCGCUGAGGAUUCAGUAGAGGCAGACAGAAGCAGAGGACGGAAGAAUGCGCCAGGAGGAGGAAGAGAAGGGGAAGUGAUGAGAAGUAGUACGCAGUGGAGCUGAAGAAGCAAUGAACUAUGCUUCCUUGCGACAUAAUGAACGCACAUGAAGUGUGUCCCAGAGGAUCAUGGGAGCUGGAGCUUCAGCACCUCGAUCUCGGGAAUCCGGGCCUUCAAAACCUGCAUCUCGGGGAUCUGGGCCCUCAGUACCCUCAGCCUCGUCUCGAGGAUCCGGAACUGGAGUUUCUGGAUCUCACGGCGUGAGACGCAGCAAGAGCUGGGCUGUCGUGAAGACAUCAAGGCUUGGAGACCGAUCUUUGUCAAGCUCCUUCAAGGUACAACUGCAAUGUGCCCUUCACGAGUUCGGUACCCAGCGCGGGUGCAGAAGCGAGAACUAUCUUCAGCAAAGAGGGUUUGGUGCUCUAGUCGGGAUCCAUUCAAAUUGGAUCGGGCACUUCAUCCUGGCCGCAGCUCGACCCACGAAUCGUAUCCUUGACGAGCACCACCUAAUUUACCAGCUCCACAGUCAACAUAUUGGAGCUGUAAUCAACUUACAAGAGCCAGAUGAACAUUUUGGUUGUGGAGAGGGACUUGCACCAGGUAGUGCAUUCUCCUACAAUCCAGAGCGUUUCAUGGAAAAUCAUGUUUACUAUUUCAAUUUUCCCAUCAAGGACGUCAAGUCCGUGGAUCCCUCAUACAUGCUCGACAUCUGCCACACCAUCGACUCACAAAUUACUCUCGGCGAUAAGGUCAUGGUUCACUGCCAUUCUGGAGUUGGACGGACUGGGGUUGUGAUUGGGUGCUAUUUUGUUUACUCUGGUGCAUAUGAAGACCCCACUGAGGCGAUUCAAGCUAUACGCACGUUCAGGCAUGGGACAUUCAAACGUGCCUAUCAAACUCAGAUGGUGAAGGACUUCGAGGCUUUCCUUAUGAAGCUACGAGUAAACUUUGUAUCACCUGACAAAAUCGUAAAGAGAGUAGGUGAUGUGCCAGGAUACCCCAAUAUUAUUGAGCACAUGAGCAGACAGAAGAAAGCACUCCAUGGAUUGGAGAGAAGAGCUCUUCUAUACGUUCCCAAGAUUAUUGAUUGGAUAACUAGGGAGCUGAUCAGAAGAACAGACUUCAAUAGGCAAAAGAGAGAAAAGAUCGCAGCAUCAUUCAUGCUUGCUUUUAUAACUCCGAAGAGCAAAAUCGACAUUGCCAAAGCUCAGGAGAAAGUAAACGUUGCUGACUGGGGUGGAGUUGAGGAAUUGGAAGUUUCAACCCUCUGCCAUUUAUUACUUGGAUGGCUUCGCCAAUUGCAGGAACCCAUAGUGCCCGAUAAUAUUGCGACAACAGCACUUGGUCGGGGUGAUAUAGAGUCCGCAAUUGAAGAGCUGGAGAAGGCUGAUAAAAUUUCCUUUGCCACCAUUCAAAUUUUAGCCUGCUUCAUUUUCCAGAUCGUCCCUGUGAAACCGAAAUUAAUUCGCCAACUCUAUAGCGCAUUGGCCAACGUAUUGCUCGUCAGUUCCUCUCUUCAAAAUACCACAAAGUUAGAAGAAAUCGUUCCAGAAGACGAGACUAUUCCGGCGGCUGCAGCAGACAAAAGCAAAGUAAUCAGCCCCAACACAUCUCGGAGGCACAGCGUGAGUAAGAUGAACAAUGUCUACACGAAGUACAAACCAACCCUUUUGGAAAUCGAGUAUGGCUUGCUGCUGGAGGCAUCUGCUCGUUUCUGGAUAAAGCUUGGCAAAGCCAAGCAAGCGAAUUCAGGAGCAAAAGGGAAGUCCAAAGCAUCUACGUCUACACCUGCAGCUUCCUCUUCUCUUCCAGCAAACAAAGAGAAGAAACCUAUAUUUUCGCAGCCCUGGUUCCGGGACCGCGCCAGCCUCCUGUUCGAAGAAUAUAAUCCUGUAGCAGAAGCGAUACAACAUCAGAAAGAUUUGGAAACAAACGAUGACGCAUCUCCUUCUACCGCUUCAUCCAAAACAGCCAGUUUUGUUGAGCCAACUGCCCCCACUCCUCCCAGGAAUCCCAGUCCUCCCAAAAGUCCCAGGAGUCCUCGACAAAAACCGCAUCUUAGCUUACUUGGCACUACUUAGUCAGCAACACAUUUUGCCCACAAAACCUAGAAUCUAGCGACAGUGUCAUAAUCUUUCCAGGUCUCAAUUUCCAUACAGAAAUAAUUAUCCGGAAGAGUUCAGCAACUCAUCUGACUUGUCUCUCAAAAAACUUGAAAGCCUUGCCUUACAUAGAUGGGAAUGAAAAAGGAUAAUGAGUUACCAGAGUCCACAGUUAUGAAGACAACAACCAUGAAUUGAUUGCUCAUUGAUCAGCAAGUUUGGACCUCUUUGCCUCCCGCCAGCUCAAGCGAUCAACCAAACUUUUCAACAUUAAGGACUUCGGUGAAAUAGGAUCUUCAGAUAAAUCUAUAGGAGAGUAAUAUAAUUCUUCAAGCUUUUGUCGUAAAACUUUAAGAUUGUAUUCACACUUUU
This is a messenger RNA of Marchantia polymorpha subsp. ruderalis, 3790 nucleotides long. NCBI's taxonomy places the organism in Eukaryota, Viridiplantae, Streptophyta, Marchantiopsida, Marchantiales, Marchantiaceae. The record is from the annotation of a GenBank genome assembly.